AUGGGACUCAAUAUCAAAUACUAAUGAUAUGUCCGAUGAAGAUUUGAACGAACAGAUCAGGGGAACAGCCGUUUAUCAUACAUUGGGUAUUGUCAGUCAAACUGCUGACAUCCCAUUAAUUCAAUGGUUUUGUCCACCUGCCGAAGCAUUUUUUGCGAGCACUGAAGAGCAACUUCGUAGACGGUUUCCUGACUUUAAUGAAGAAGAAUUGGCAGGGUUGAUUGAGGACUAUAAAAGGGAAAAUACAGCAUUAGAGAGGGUUAUUAAAGAUUUUAAUUUGGUGAUGCAUGUAGAACAUGCAUUAAGGUUAUUAGAUUUGAAAUCUGCAUUAGAUGUCCAAUAUGAUUAG
Racocetra persica is the source of this 349-nucleotide messenger RNA. The record is from the annotation of a GenBank genome assembly. NCBI's taxonomy places the organism in Eukaryota, Fungi, Glomeromycota, Glomeromycetes, Diversisporales, Gigasporaceae.